This is a messenger RNA of Phymastichus coffea, 3402 nucleotides long. Its product is annotated as ankyrin-3-like. Lineage: Eukaryota; Metazoa; Arthropoda; Insecta; Hymenoptera; Eulophidae. The transcript has a single exon. Gene Ontology annotation, molecular function: protein binding. The record is from RefSeq and is a predicted model, not a curated record. Bases 1 to 3303 code for a protein of 1100 amino acids. Gene Ontology annotation, biological process: protein localization to ciliary inversin compartment. Gene Ontology annotation, cellular component: ciliary inversin compartment.
AUGGCAGUUCUAAUGACAAAACAUGAGUAUGAAUUAUUGAAAGCUGUAAAGAAAGGCUAUAUUAUCACCGUAAAAAAACUUAUAAAUUCUAAUUUAAAAAAUUUAAAUGAUGAACGAUACCUUGAUUAUCAAUUAAUUAUCGAAGCUUUGAUUAGAUUUCAAAUUGAUAUUGCCAAAUUGUUAAUAAACAAAGGUUUUCGUGUUUAUAAAAUGUCUCAAGAUGAAAAGACAAUUCUAGAAUAUGCAGUUUAUUUGGAAGACAUAGACCUUAUUACAAGUUUGUUAGCAAAAGGAGCCUCUCCAGAUAUUUUAGUUUCAAAUAAGCAGAAUAAAACUCCUUUUCAUUUGGCUAUAGAUAGAAAUCAGCCAUUAAUUAUUAAACUAUUUUUGUCUCAGUUUGACAUUAAAACUUACGAUAAAAGCGAUCUUCUUUAUUAUGCAAUUAAACAAAAUAAAAUUGAAGUUGUAAUACAAAUGAUUGAAAAGGGGUUUUCUUUGAAGACAAAAAAUGAAAAAAACUUAACACCAUUUUGUGUAGCAUUAAUAAACAAGAAUUACAACAUUGUAGAUUACCUUUUAUCAUCACACCAUAUUGUAGAAGGUAUGAACUUCAAUAAUUAUGAUGAUAUAGCACCAGCAUAUAUAGCCAGUAUGAAUGGCCACUUGGAAGUCAUUAAAAAAUUUAUAAGUUCUGGUUUAUCAAUCAAUAAGCCUUUGAAAUCAACUACUGACAUUUGGUCAUGUUUAGAAAAUUGUUCUGGACUUACAUUAUUACAAUGUGCAGUUAAGUUUACAAAGAUUAAAGUAGUUAAAUUUUUAAUAAGCAAAGGGGCAGACAUUCUUAUUCAUAAUGAAAAUGAAUUAUCUGCACUUCAUAUUGCUUUUAAAAUUAAAGCAAGAGGCAUUUGGAAAACUUGGCAAGAAUUUAAUGAUAACAAUUCAAUAAUUGAUCUCCUUUUAAAAGCUAACAUGAAAUUCAAGUACAAUCCAGUGGAAAAACACCGAUUGUCUCACUUCCAUAUAGCUUGUUGCAGAGAUGAACCCAAGAUUAUUGAAUACUUCUUGAAAUUUGGUGCUUUUAUCAAUCAGCCAGUCAGUCCAGAAUGUUACCUUUAUAAAAGUUUUACCCCUUUGCACUUUGCUGUCAAAUUUAGAUGUAGUAAAACAUUGGAAUUACUUUUAAAAAAUGGAGCAGAUGUCAAACAGAAAGAUUUUGAGGGUAUGACUGCAUUGCAUAUUGCAGCGAAGGAAGCUUACUUGGAUGGAGUACGUUUACUUUUACAUUAUGGUGCUUACAUCACUUCCAUAGAUUGCCAUGGCAAUUCACCAGUACAUUGGGCUUUUGAAAAAAAAAAUUAUAAGAUCAUUGAUCUCCUGCUCUCAGUUCACAAUGUAGCUAAUUCAAAUCCAAUAAAUAUUGAAGGCUUAUCUCAUUUUCAUAUUGCCUGCUCAAGAAAUAAUGUUAAUGUUGUAAAAAGUUUUAUUGAAAAUGGAGUCUCCAUUGACACUUGUGUUCUUAAACAUGAUAAAGGUACAGACUCUAAUGUUGAGAAUUGGAGUGGUUAUUCCCCAUUACACUUUGCUGUUUCUCAUAACAGAUCAAAAAUUGUUCAACUGCUCUUGUAUAAAGGAGCAAAUGUUGCAUUAAAAGAUAAAAAUGGGUUUACUCCACUUCAUAUAACUUAUCGUUAUACUAAUGAAAUGUUUAGAGAGUUUGUAAAAAAUAUCCUAGAUGAUUUGGGUAGGAAUGAAAAAUUAAUGCAACAGCUUGAACCACACACCGAUAUUUUUAAAGUCCAUCAAGAUCAAUCUGUUGAAUUUCGUGGUUUUAUAAGAAAAAUUAAUUGGUUACCUAACAGAAAAGAUCAUUUUAAAAUCAUAAAUUCACUGUUAAGCUACAAUAGUUACAUAGAUUGCUCUGACAACCAUGGUAAUACUCCUGUACUGUAUGCUUAUGCUGUUGUAUCUAAUGUUGAACACAUAUUAGAAAAUAAUUUGAAAUGCUCAGUAUCAUUAUGGAGUCAAAUAAUCGACAGCUUUUCCGAAGAAGUUUAUAAAAGAAGAGAUUUAAUUUUGAACAAUCUAUUAAAACUUCAUGUCAAUUUGGAUCAAUGCUAUAAAUAUGGUUCUAUUUUAAACUGUGUUUUUUGGAUACAUGAUAAAGAGUUAGAAAAAAUGUUUGAAUUGUUCUUGAAAAACGGUGCAAAUGCUAAUAUUAUUAACGAUAUGGAGAUAGCACCUCUUCAUCAAGCAAUUUUGAUAUUGAAUAAAAAGCUCAUUAGUAUUCUAUUAAACUACAAUGCCAAUGUGGAUGGUAUUCAUAAAGAUGCAAUACCCCUUUUGAUUGCUACUUCUACAUCAAUGCCUUUCACGAUUUGUAUUGACGUUAUCAAACUGCUUAUAGAUGGAGGAGCCAAUGUUAAUGCAAGACAAGCCAAUGGAAGAACUGCACUACAUAAUUUAGCGUCACGACGUAUUAUCUACAAUCAAACCGCGUUAAAUGCAGUAUUUAUGUUGACUAAUGCAGGCGCUGAUAUUAAUAGUAAAGAUUUAAUGGGACUGACUCCUCUUCAUAUAGCUUGUUUAAAAGAAAAUUAUGAUAUCAUGAGGGUACUGCUAGACAGCGGUGCGGAUAUAAAUAUUGAAGAUAAUCAAAAGAGAACCGUUCCUUGUUUAUUAUACCAACACUUAAAAAAGUCAAAAAACUUUUCGAGAAGUUACAUACAUUCAUUGAUUUCUCUUUUGAAAAACUACAUUAUUAGUAUGCAAGUGGUUGGUUUGACAGUAAGUAAAAAAGCUUUGUCAUCGCAAGUUCAAUGUAACAAACUCGUGAUACAUUUAGACCAAAGUAAGUUAAUUAAUAAAUGGAAAUCUGAAGUAGAGAAGCUCAAAGGUAAAAAAAUUAACAGUAAUUGUACUCUUUAUAAUGUUUUAUUUAAAGACGAAAAUUCUUUGUCAAAGCUCGUGAAAAAUUACACAUUCAAGUAUAUCGUACGAUUGAAAACGUUCAAGUAUAUGUAUCCGACAUAUGGCUAUUUAAUUCAAUUGAAAUAUCAGGCAGGUUUAGAAAGAGCUAAUCUUUUGCCGAUAGCAAAGUAUGCAUUAAAUUCAUUAGCAAACCGACAUUUGCCAGACGUGUGCUCUGAACACAUCUGCUGUUACUUUACAAACAUUGAAUUAAAAGAAUCUAUUGCAACAUUGUCUUGUUUUCUUAAUAAUAAUGUCAAAAGUUUAGAUGAUACCGUAGAAUUGAGAACCCGUAAUUGGAACAAGCGCCAGAAAGUAAAUAGAUUAAUACAAUGAAAAAUUGUUUUACAUAAGGUAAUAAACUAAGAAGCGAGUGUUUCCUUGGGAAAAAUUUAUUUAUUUUUCUACUUAUUUGAUAAUUUAUAGUAAAAAUGG